Messenger RNA from Malassezia sympodialis ATCC 42132, 357 nucleotides. RefSeq lists its product as uncharacterized. NCBI's taxonomy places the organism in Eukaryota, Fungi, Basidiomycota, Malasseziomycetes, Malasseziales, Malasseziaceae. Gene Ontology annotation, cellular component: respiratory chain complex I. Bases 1 to 357 code for a protein of 118 amino acids. The transcript has 4 exons. The record is from RefSeq and is a predicted model, not a curated record.
AUGAAAGACCUUCCCCCUCAGGGCGGUUACGCGCCUAUCCGCUACAAGCGCAACAUGCCUGUGCGCGGGCCCAGUGGUGUGUUCCUCAUCUUUGCCACCGUUGGCAUUAGUGCAUUUGGUUUCUGGCGUCUCGGUCAGGGCAAUAUUGAGAGACGCGAACUGGCGCGUGAGCGUGCCUGGAGUCGCAUUUAUCUGACUCCUCUUCUGCUGGCGGAAUCCGACCGUGACAUGUUCCGCCGCGACCGCGCCUCGGUCCUCCGUGAAAACUUGCUCAUGAAGGAUGUGCCCAACUGGGAGGCCGGCAAGAGCGUCUACAACUCGAAGCGCUACACACCCAACAACUACGUAGUCAUGUAA